Botrytis cinerea B05.10 is the source of this 1681-nucleotide messenger RNA. RefSeq lists its product as hypothetical. NCBI's taxonomy places the organism in Eukaryota, Fungi, Ascomycota, Leotiomycetes, Helotiales, Sclerotiniaceae. The transcript has a single exon. The record is from RefSeq and is a predicted model, not a curated record. Bases 469 to 1269 code for a protein of 266 amino acids.
GAAGCCUUCUAGCUUUCAAGGUCUCCCUUUAAAAGGACCGGCCGAUUCUCCUAAUGCUUAAACGGCAUUUGGAAGCUUCGUCUUUGAACGCCCAAACAUACUUCUCUUCCCUCUUAUUGAUUAAUAUUGACACCAUUUAAGAUAUCAACUACUACUACUCCCUUGGUUUAUCUUUUGUUACUCAAAUCCUCAAAUCUUUCAACAAGCCAACAACCAACACAAGCUUACUAGUACUCGAGUCAAGUCUCUUCGAGAUAUUACUAUCAAACAUUAGUUCAUCCACAUUGAAAUUACAUCACGACUCAUUCUAGAAAUUAGUUCAUGGGCCCGUUACCUUUUGGUGAUUUACGAUCCGGUUCCCUUGAAACCGACCUACUUCACACCCAUUGAUGGGCACAUAAACGCGACAAUUUCUCCUUCUGAGACCAAUCUUUAACAGCAUUGAUCUUCACUCUUCACAUCUUCACCAUGUUCGAGAAUUUUACUUUCGGUGCAGCUCCAGUCAAUUUUGAUCAAUGCGACGAUGUGCAACCAUCGCCAAGGGACGACUCAUUUCCUGUAUCAUUAUCACCUGCCGACAGCUCAUAUCCCUUCUUCGAGAGCUGCGAUCCCUCGUCGCCGCUUGAUGAUAUCAUCCAUCAGUUUCGAAAACAAUCUAUUUCCUACGAAGAUGCAAGAGAUCUACAGGCUCGGCAAUGUACAUCUCCAACGCCUUCUUUAUCAGAAGAUUCGGAAAUGUCUUCUCCAUCCAACUCCACACGAUCUGUACCAACUACGCCUACUUCCCCUUACCGUGCUGGAGUAUUAGCCUGUCGGAGGCUACAACGCCAAGUUAAUAUGCAGCUACAAUGUUCCACCUCUCACGUUCGCGAUAUCAGUACAUUAGUCGAAGAUAUGCUGAACAAUAAUUCUCAAUGCAAUUUGCGCAAGUCGCCAUCAAAACCCAGCCUUAUACCUUCGCCCAUCUCGGCUCUGGCAGUCGACUCUAGUACCCAAAAUGAUUGGAAUGAUAUUGAGAUUGAGAAGGCGAGAAGAAGAUGGUUGAAUACCGUCGUUAAUGACGUUGACAAGGCAUACAUGGAAGAAGACAGCUGGGACAGGGAAGAAUAUUCUUUGUCACUCAGGAGAGCAAGUACGCCUAGCGGAAUUAGGAAGCAAGGCUUGAGGUGCAGAACAAGCAUGGAAAGUGUAGGAGGGGGUAGAAUGAAGGUUGCUAAGGUACCAAGAAUGAGGACAAGAAAGGGAAAGACCGGAAGAGUGACUGAGUAGUGGCGUUUUAUACCCUGGGAUAUUUCGGAAGUGUUUGAGGAUUACCGUGAAUUUCAUCGAGGUUCAACUUCUAGGUUUUAGGAUUGGCGUUUGAGGGACAGGACAGGACAGGACAGGAUGGGAUGGGAUGAAUACAUGGCUAAGCCCCACGGCUACUUAUUACUCUAGGGAAAGGAUUGGAAUUCGGAUUGGUCUAAGAAUUAGGUGGAUGGCCCAGACAUCUUUCCUUACUCGCCUUGCUGGUCUGGGUUUCCUCAAACAUAUACCCCGGGAUUUUGGAAACAGUGAGAACACUGUUUAGAUGGUGUAUGUUACGGAGUAGACUAUAUAUCUACCGUACGAACAAUUUUCAGAUUUUAACAUUUGUAAUUUGGUGCAGUUAGCACAAGCUAAUGAAUGAAACUUUUUUAUA